Molecule: messenger RNA, 1963 nt
Organism: Cryptomeria japonica (Japanese cedar)
Lineage: Eukaryota; Viridiplantae; Streptophyta; Pinopsida; Cupressales; Cupressaceae
Product: G-type lectin S-receptor-like serine/threonine-protein kinase At4g27290
Exons: 4
Coding region: 810-1844 (344 amino acids)
Biological process (GO): protein phosphorylation
Molecular function (GO): protein kinase activity; ATP binding
Source: RefSeq, a predicted model, not a curated record
CUCAAUAAAAACAAAGAUUUUUUUAUAUAUUUUAGUGACAUUUGUCUGGUGACUCCAAAGGUUCUUGUUAACAAAGAAGAUCCGCUUUGAACUUGUCUAUGUUCGCGGAAAAGUAGAUUCUAUGAAAGCUGAUCUGAUGCUUCAAAUGCAAGUUCUAACCGUGACUACACUUACCUUCUAUCAUCGGCAAUAUAAUGUUGCAGGUGGGAACGAGGAGAAUAAUUGCCUUCAAGUAACAGAACAAAAGCCCUCCGAACAAUCCAAAGAUGCAGAGAGUAAGAGACUAAUUCGAUUCAAUUUUGUCACUCACAAUUGUUGAUUUUAUCUAACCAGCUGUGACUAAGGAGAUCUGUGAAACAAAGCUCGAAAGAUCAGAGUCAGACACUACUCAAUCUUGGGGACAAGAUAUUCAUAAUGGGGUAAAUGAGCACCCAAAAGUCGAAACGCCACUGAGUGGCUCUCUUGGGCUGGGUGGAUUUCUUAAAAGAACGAUUCCAACCAUAUUAGACUCCAAAAGCCUUCUCCUUCCCCUUCGCCUUCCCCUGCCCCUGCCCUGCCCCCUUCCCCUUAUAUACAGAUAAAAAUGUUGGUGAAAGAGAUUCAAUUAUCUCCAAUUGAGUUCAAACGCGACGAAUUGAAAAGGGCAACAAAAGGAUUUUCUAAACAGAUAGGCAAAGGUGGUUUUGGGAAUGUGUACUACGUAAGUUCCUUCUGAAAUCAAACUGUCAAUUAUAGUCUAGAAAUAACAAUGAUUAGUUAUCAAUUUGUGAAUAUAUUUUCUUCUGCUCUUUCGAAGGGAAUUCUUUCCGAUGGAAAACGAGUGGCAUAAAGGUGUUGAGCAAAGAAAGUCGUCAAGGCGAAAAACAGUGGAUGAACGAGCUGAGGACUCUAAGCGCCAUCGGAACAUCAUGGAGCUGGUGGGAUAUUGCAUUGAAGGCGGUAUGAUGUUAGUCUAUGAUUAUGUCCCACGAAACCUGUCAAACGUCAUUUUUGGUGAGCAGCCAGUGCAGUUCUUCGAUUGGCCAACAAGACAGAAGAUUAUAUUGGACAUAAUAAGGGGACUCGCAUAUCUUCAUGAGGGUGUACAAGUCUGCAUAUUGCAUAAUUACAUUAAACCCAAUAACUUUCUUCUAGAUGAGAACUUAAACGGCAAGAUAUGUGAUUUUGGUCUUGCUAGAAUACUGGAACCAGAUUGCGCCCAAUAUGUGAACAAGGAGCUUCCUACAAAUUACGAGAUGUUCUUAAGAGACGCAACUGAAUCUGAUACCACUACAUAUAGGACUGUGGCUGGAACACCGGGUUACCUGGAUCCUGAGUAUUUUAGAUCCGGUCGUGCGAGUGUGGAAUCCGACAUUUACAGCUUUGGAGUGACGCUGUUAAAUAUCGUAUCUGGCAAAAGAGCAACUGAAUACGUAGAUGUCCGGAUGCUCACCCAGCACGCGUGGAGGUUACAUGAAGAGGAUCGGAUUCAUGACCUAAUAGACCCUCGAUUACUCAAAAAUGAUGGUUUAAUUAAUUCAAGCAGCAUAUCAAGAACAAUAAUAACAGCUCUCUGGUGCACUCAUAAUGAAUGCAAGGCACGCCCAUCAGCAUCAGGAGUAUUAAUGAUGCUUUUAUCAGAAGAAAAAAUUUCACUUCGCACCCGGACAGUUGCAGAAAAAGUAGUUUCAGUACCCGAUUUGAAUUUCAACCAUAGUCAAGCAACAAUGCUGAAUGACAAGUAUUUGGAAUCAAGUUACGUAAGAGAUUCCAAUUCCCACCCAAGCAGAUAUCCGGAUUUGAGUUACGUGAGAGACUGGAGUUUUCACACAGAUAUGCUGAGUGGGGAGAGUAGUGAAUAUUGAAGAGCUAGACUCAGAAAAGCUUACCUACAUGUUUUUAUAAAAUCAGAAUAGUACUGUGUUUCAUUUCACUUUGGGUUUGAUUUGUAAUUUGGAAAUUUAAUGAAUGUAUUGUUGUAUAA